UGCUGACUGUUGGACUGUUCAGCCCAAGAGAAUUUUGUGAAGAAAAAAAGAGAAUAUUUUCAAACAUUUUAUUGAAGAAGAAAUAUUAUAACACAAGACAUGCAAAUGUAAAAACACAGAAACCUGUGAUCACAUCAAAUCCCACACUCCCAAAUCCAAUUUUGUGUUUGUUUCUGCUUAAAUAUUAAUUUUGACACUUCCUCUUGUGUACAGAAUGUUUUGUUGAGUUUUUUCUUUUGCUUUUCCUCUGAGGAAUUGAAUCAAAAGGUGAAAUGAAGUGUUUUUUAUGAAGCCAUAAGAGCUCAUAUCGAAGUCUCGGGAGAAGGCUAAUCCUGUGAUUCCAACCAGAAACGGACAGUGCCCCCCCGUUUUAAAGGGGCUGAUGUUUAUCCCGGGGUAAAAGGCCUCACCAUGACGACGGUGUGCGAGGUGGCAGAGAGCCCGGUGUUGUACAUCUUUCCAGUGAGCGAUUGCAGCACGGCGGUGGCUCCGAGCGGGUUGCUGUACUAGCUGACCUGCUUUGCCCCUCUCGGCCAAUAAUUUACUCGCAGAGGCAUGCUGGGUAACAGAAACCCCAGGCAGCACCGUACAGAGAGAGAGGGGCAGUCUGCCUGUGGGUAUGAGCUUAAUGUCUGUGAUUCCUCAAGAAAAAAUAUCUACGUGGAAUAAGGGCUCAUUAUUAUAACUUUUGAAUCAUGAAGAGCAACAAUAAAACCAGCAAAUGAGUUGAUAUCUACAGACUCACCGUUUUCAAGACAUUGACACUGCAAAACAUUUGUAUGAAAUCUGCAUCACGUUUGCCUCUGCAAAUCCCGCGCCACUGAGCAGCAGUGCUUCAACUGUCAAAAUCUCAAACAGACCUGUAGAUGCACUUCCAGAGGGCAUCACUUUUUACUCAAUUUUGAUUUUGAGUGGCUAGACUUGCUGUCUGACUCCAUAAAACAGUGGCUUGUGGUGGCACCACUAGAAAAACCAUGUGAUGGAACGCUAUUGUAGAGGCACCUGGAAAAGACUUCUUCAAUUUCAGUCCAGUGAGAUAAAUGUUUAAAUCUGCUUCCUCAAUGCUAUUGUGUUUGACGUGUGCAAUACACGGGAAACCCAGUUAGGUUUUCAAGGUGGGCGUGAGCGGUUUGCCAUGGCGACGCAGCAGCUGCCCCUCUCCCAGGAGGUCCUGGCCCAGUUCGACCACGCCCAGUCCGGCGAAGCGGGAGCGUUGCUGCGGCGACGGAAGGGGUCCGUCUCCACCCGUCGCAGCUCCCAGUCCGUGGACCCGCUCCACGCCAGGCCCCUCCCGCAACUGCUCAUCAGGGGCCCCGAGGCCGGCGCGGGGCCCCCCGGCCCUUCCUCGCGCAGGAACUCCGUCUUCAGCGUCCCCAGCUCCCCGUUCCCCCGCAGGGAGUCCCUCGCCCUGGGCCGGCGACUCUCGGUCGCAGCCUGGGCCCCCAGCAGGCAGGUCAGCUUUUCGGGCCUGCCCCUCCCGCAGCCCGCGCGCGAGACCUGUCUGGAGAACACCUACCGGACCGGGCCGGACCAGGGCUGCAGGUUCGACGCCGAGCGGGUCCAGCGGGUCGUGCAGGACGCCCUGGACGGCUACCUGGGCGACGCCCGCUACAACGCGGCCACCGCUGGCCCGCUGAGCCAGAACCUCUCCGAUCUGGUCCGGGGGAAAGCUAGGGACGUGACCCCCAGGCGCUACAAGCUGGCCUGCCUGGUCGUCCUGGGCCAGUCCGGCACCCAGGGCCUGCAGGUGGCUAGCAGGUGCCUGUGGGACACGGAGAGCGACAACAGUGCCGUGGCGGUUUUCCGAAACCCCUCCCUAUUCGCCGUUGCCGUGGUGCACGGAGUGUACUGCGAGUAAUAAGUCUUUAGAUUUCCCGCUUUUUUUCGUUUCUCUAAUGAGACAACUCCGAGAACGUGGUACCUAAAUUAGACUACAUAUUAAAUCAGGGAAGUGGGUUCAGGUGACAGGCGGAGAGAAACCUGAAUUCACAGGGUGAAGCACAAACCUGGUACCAGCUAGAGUCUCCGAUGAUUGCUUGUAUGGUACGCUGGAAUGCACCGCUAUUUCAGGGGUGUCUGAAUGAAACCCUCAAGGACCCAUAAUUCCCCAGCACUUGGCCGUUACCUCUAACAAGCAAGGCUGGAUUUGCAGUAAAGUGAACUGGACCGUGAAGAAAAAUACCCUACGCAUGGGAUCAUAGAAAAAUCCCCACUUCCAAAGGCACAGAAAUUCAUUGUAUUCCAUUCUGGAAUUAAAUGCAUGCAUAGUUACCCCGGAAAUGCAGAGCAAUGUGUAUACAGUAGAAACUUUUAUUUGGCAUGACCUUGGUAAUUACAUUUCUGACAUGUGACUAUGUUGCCUGGAAAUGGGAAAUUUGAGAAAAUAAACCACUUCCUGCUUCAGUU
Messenger RNA from Anguilla anguilla (European eel), 2406 nucleotides. RefSeq names its product tctex1 domain-containing protein 4. Lineage: Eukaryota; Metazoa; Chordata; Actinopteri; Anguilliformes; Anguillidae. Gene Ontology annotation, biological process: microtubule-based movement. The record is from RefSeq and is a predicted model, not a curated record. Gene Ontology annotation, cellular component: cytoplasmic dynein complex; cytoplasm. Bases 1136 to 1858 code for a protein of 240 amino acids. The transcript has 3 exons. Gene Ontology annotation, molecular function: dynein intermediate chain binding.